Molecule: messenger RNA, 954 nt
Organism: Saccharomyces kudriavzevii IFO 1802
Lineage: Eukaryota; Fungi; Ascomycota; Saccharomycetes; Saccharomycetales; Saccharomycetaceae
Gene: UPA2
Product: putative methyltransferase
Exons: 1
Coding region: 1-954 (317 amino acids)
Source: RefSeq, a predicted model, not a curated record
AUGAGUGGCAUGAAGAAGUUCAAAAAGGUCGAGAAACCACUGUCGCACACCAGACACUAUUCGCUAUGCAUACCCUCAACGCUAGUAGCUGAUUGUCGCAACCUCUCACAGAUCACGCAUAAGGUGUACCAUGUGGCCAAGGUUGCAUCAUUAUUCAAUGUUUCUGAGCUUGUGAUCCUUGAGGACAACCCACAGAGGAGCACGUCCAAGAAGAAAAUUUCGAAUGCGAAACUAAUACUGGCACUUUUACAAUACUUUGUCACCCCUCCAUAUCUUCGUAAUACUGUGUUCAACGAAAAAUUCAGGCCUUACUUGGUGGCCGCCUCGAAGUUGCCAAGGUUGUCCACACUUCCUUUCACCAGAUACGAAAAGCAAGAUCACGGCCGCUAUAGGGAGGGUCUUACCAUCAAGAUGCAGAAACCCACGUCUGCCCGCAAAAAGACAGGCAAGGAGUUCAAACAAACCAAGUACAUUAAUAUAGGGAAACCCGAAGCAUUGGCCCUGCAGAAUCAGUUGGUGCCGAUAAACGCAAGAGUCACGAUCGACACAAUAACAAGAAAAAUCGUAUCCCCUCAGGAGGCCUACGGUGAUUUUACAGGAUUGGACUCGCACUAUGGAUACCACACUCGUAUAGCGUCAUCAUUCACAGACUUGUUCAUGAAGGGCCCCUUAAAAGAAGGGUAUACGCAAUCAAUAUAUGUUCCUCUAACCACGAGAGACACUCCUAUUCCUGCAUUGUCAUCAUUAUCUGCCGCCGGAACUUCUUCUAACAUUCUGCUGGUGCUUUCUGCAUGGGACACCCUUGCGCGGGCAUUUGAACUUGAUAAGGACCAAUUUGAAGAGUGUCAAGGCCCUCAAGAAUUCUUUGACGCCCAGUUGCUAUGUCCCGUGGCCACCCGGGACGUCAUGGAUGCGAUCCCCAUGACACUGACCACACUUUCAACGUUAUUUUGA